AUGGCUGACGAUAAGGAGAUGCCAGCUGCUGUAGUUGAUGGACAUGAUCAAGUCACUGGUCACAUAAUUUCCACCACAAUCGGAGGCAAAAAUGGAGAACCAAAACAGACAAUUAGUUACAUGGCGGAGAGAGUUGUCGGUACAGGCUCGUUCGGAAUAGUCUUCCAGGCAAAGUGUUUGGAGACUGGUGAAACCGUGGCGAUAAAGAAGGUUUUGCAAGACAGGAGAUACAAGAACCGAGAGCUUCAGCUGAUGCGUGUGAUGGAUCAUCCGAAUGUGGUUUGUUUGAAGCAUUGCUUCUUUUCAACGACAAGCAAAGACGAGCUUUUCCUCAAUUUGGUUAUGGAGUAUGUCCCUGAGAGCUUGUAUCGAGUCCUGAAACAUUACAGCACUGCAAACCAAAGAAUGCCUCUUGUCUACGUUAAACUCUACAUGUAUCAGAUCUUCCGUGGACUUGCUUACAUUCACAAUGUCGCUGGAGUUUGUCACAGAGAUCUAAAGCCUCAAAACCUUCUGGUUGAUCCUCUUACUCAUCAAGUCAAAAUCUGUGACUUUGGCAGUGCGAAACAGCUUGUUAAAGGUGAAGCCAACAUAUCUUACAUAUGUUCAAGAUUCUACCGUGCACCUGAGCUCAUAUUUGGUGCCACGGAGUACACAACUUCCAUUGACAUCUGGUCUGCUGGUUGUGUUCUCGCUGAGCUUCUUCUUGGUCAGCCUUUAUUCCCUGGAGAAAAUGCUGUGGAUCAGCUCGUUGAAAUCAUCAAAGUUCUUGGUACACCAACUCGUGAAGAGAUCCGUUGUAUGAAUCCACAUUACACAGAUUUUAGGUUUCCUCAGAUAAAGGCACAUCCAUGGCACAAGAUUUUCCACAAACGGAUGCCUCCAGAAGCGAUUGAUUUCGCAUCAAGGCUGCUUCAAUACUCUCCAAGUCUUAGAUGCACAGCGCUCGAAGCUUGUGCACAUCCGUUCUUUGAUGAACUCAGAGAACCAAAUGCUCGUCUACCGAAUGGACGGCCAUUCCCGCCUCUCUUCAACUUCAAGCAAGAAGUAGCUGGAGCAACACCUGAGCUGGUUAACAAGUUGAUUCCAGACCAUAUCAAGAGACAGUUGGGUUUAAGUUUCUUGAAUCAGUCUGGAACAUAA
Messenger RNA from Microthlaspi erraticum, 1143 nucleotides. The record is from the annotation of a GenBank genome assembly. Lineage: Eukaryota; Viridiplantae; Streptophyta; Magnoliopsida; Brassicales; Brassicaceae.